AUGGAUGCGGAACGGGCAGCACGAGAGGCGUUGGCGGAGGCCAAAAGGGUGGGUCUGAGACAAGGAUUCAUGACUUUCCUCGACAACCGGAGAUGCGCCCAAUCUGCUGCGGCACGCGCGAAAGACCAUGAUCGUACACGAAAAUUGCGCAGGAGCAUACACCGGUAACAGCAGCAGUGUAUUUUAUAUUUCUGUCCUUCCUCCGAGUCAGCGCUCCCAGCAUUCCUGGCGUGUUUGUGUGUGUUUUCGUCCUCCAUGGCGACAGUCCCCCCAUUUUUCGUGGCGAGACGUGCACUACACUUUUCAGUGUAUUUUGUCGUACAACUACUACCAUCCAGGGUCACACAGGAGGGGGGUAAACACUGAGACUUUUUUCUUCUUUUUCUUCUUAUUUUUCGAGUAAGAACUCUAAUCCGUGGUCACAAAGAAGGGUUCCUCUCCUUGAAGCCCUUUGGUGUGCAGGCAGCUGGUUCCUAAAAGCAAAUAAAACAGACGCGUGUUGAGGUAGCCUGAGAGGUCUCGUGGUGGUGUUCAAUCACUGCAGGCACACGCGUUCCAGAUGGUUGUACGAUAUUUCGGGCAAGCCGCCCAAUCGCCCGUCGUUGUGCUGUAAAAAGCACCUUUUUUUUGCUUUUGUUGUCGGCUCGUUGGCGCGAACACCUUGCAGGUGGGUGGUUGGACACAGCCAGAAGGUGGCCAUCGAACUAUGGCAGCACAGCGUGCUAAAAGCGAAACAGCGAACAAGCAUGAAGAUAUGGGUCAGCGAAACAACUGUGUCCGAGAGGACAAGGCAACGCGCGCUAAGUUUAAGCGUGAAAAGGCUGAAGCAACAUGUUGUUCGCAGAAGGAACACGAGGGCAUUGGCGUCAGAGGCCGUAAAGUUUAGACGUGCUCGCCUUUGGGGGGUCCUUA
Messenger RNA from Ectocarpus siliculosus, 912 nucleotides. The record is from the annotation of a GenBank genome assembly. NCBI's taxonomy places the organism in Eukaryota, Phaeophyceae, Ectocarpales, Ectocarpaceae.